CAUGCGCUGUUUUCAACCCACAGAGUGAGAGGCUUGUUGCUAACUAGCUGAAUCAUUUGGCAGAGGUUCCUCCUUUUUUUGUGAUUGUAAUUGUCUUGCAGUGCAAUGGCGGCAAGAUAUGAUAGGGCUAUUACUGUAUUUUCUCCUGAUGGACAUCUUUUUCAAGUGGAAUAUGCACAAGAAGCUGUAAAGAAAGGCUCCACAGCGGUGGGAAUCAGAGGUAAAGAUAUUGUUGUCCUUGGUGUGGAGAAGAAAUCUGUUGCAAAGUUGCAGGAGGAAAGGACUGUCCGCAAGAUAUGUGCACUGGAUGAGCAUGUCUGCAUGGCAUUUGCAGGUCUGACAGCAGAUGCCCGUAUUGUGAUAAACAGAGCUCGGGUUGAGUGCCAGAGCCACAGGCUAACCGUUGAAGAUCCAGUCACAGUGGAAUACAUCACACGUUACAUAGCAACGCUGAAACAGCGCUACACUCAAAGCAAUGGGCGUAGGCCAUUUGGAAUCUCAGCGUUAAUUGUUGGGUUUGACUACGAUGGAACCCCCAGGCUGUACCAGACAGACCCAUCAGGGACCUAUCAUGCCUGGAAAGCAAAUGCAAUUGGCCGUAGUGCAAAAACCGUGAGAGAGUUCUUGGAGAAAAAUUACACAGAUGAAGCCAUUGCUGGUGACAACGAGGCAAUCAAGUUGGCCAUCAAAGCUUUGCUUGAGGUUGUCCAGUCAGGAGGAAAAAAUAUUGAACUUGCUGUUAUCAGACGGAAUCAGCCACUCAAGAUUUUGGAGUCCAAGGAAAUUGAGACUCUGGUGGCUGAGAUAGAGAAGGAAAAAGAAGAAGAGGCAGAGAAGAAGAAGCAGAAAAAAUCCACUUGAAGCAGUUGACAAGAUAUCUUUAUUGCACUUGAAUGACAAUAGCAUAGGUUCAGAAUAUUAGUUUCAUGGUUUAUUUCACUGUAAAGAGCCAAUUCCUAACUUGAAAGUUACUGAUGUUGCUAAAAUGUUUUUACACAUUUGAAGUCAUCGUCCACCAGCUGCAAAGAAUAGUAAGUUCUUAUACAUGAAAUUGUUGUGUUGGCUAAGUUUGAACAUACCUGCUAAUAGAGGUGUGUCCAAACAUUACCCCAGUUUCUCAAGUUAGGAGUUGGAUCUUUUGCUACACUCACAGGAUUUAUUUUUUUUAAUUCUUUACCAGAUGGCUCAAACGUUGAUGACUCUCAAUGGCAGAAAUAAAAUGUUUAUGACAUUCAGAACCAUAAUGAAACUAAAUAAUCAAUAAAAGUGGACUUGUUUGUA
Molecule: messenger RNA, 1281 nt
Organism: Melanotaenia boesemani (Boeseman's rainbowfish)
Lineage: Eukaryota; Metazoa; Chordata; Actinopteri; Atheriniformes; Melanotaeniidae
Gene: psma8
Product: proteasome 20S subunit alpha 8
Exons: 7
Coding region: 106-861 (251 amino acids)
Biological process (GO): ubiquitin-dependent protein catabolic process
Cellular component (GO): proteasome core complex; nucleus; proteasome core complex, alpha-subunit complex
Source: RefSeq, a predicted model, not a curated record